Molecule: messenger RNA, 4473 nt
Organism: Mobula hypostoma (lesser devil ray)
Lineage: Eukaryota; Metazoa; Chordata; Chondrichthyes; Myliobatiformes; Myliobatidae
Exons: 19
Coding region: 16-2958 (980 amino acids)
Biological process (GO): xenobiotic metabolic process
Cellular component (GO): cytoplasm; intracellular membrane-bounded organelle
Molecular function (GO): heme binding; oxidoreductase activity, acting on paired donors, with incorporation or reduction of molecular oxygen, reduced flavin or flavoprotein as one donor, and incorporation of one atom of oxygen; iron ion binding
Source: RefSeq, a predicted model, not a curated record
CCCCACCUAAGCCUCAUGGAGCUGUCUGAGAAAUAUGGUCCAAUCUUCAGCAUCAAGCUCGGGACAAUGAGAGUGGUGGUCCUGUCUGGUUACGAGACAGUGAAGGAUGCUCUUAUCAACCAUCCAGAUAAGUUUGCAGGAAGAGCCCACAACCCGAUAUUUGAUGAUUUAACACACGGUUAUGGCAUCAUUUUUGGAAAUGGUGAAUCCUGGAAGCAGAUGCGAAGGUUCACCCUGUCCACUUUACGGGACUUUGGGAUGGGCAAGAAAACUAUUGAAGAUAAAAUCAUUGAAGAAGCCCAUUUCCUGAUAAAAGUGUUUGAAUCCCAUAAAGGCCAAGAAUUUAAUCCAACCAUUCAGUUAAAUGCUGCUGUGGCCAAUAUCAUCUGUUCCAUAGCUUUUGGUGAUAGAUUUGACUAUGAAGACAAGACAUUCAUCGCUUUGGUAAAGAGAGUGAAUGAAAACUUCCAACUUGCAGGUUCUGCUGUCGUUCAGAUUUAUAAUGCGUUUCCCAUUCUGGGAUUUCUACCUGGUUCACACAAGAAAAUGCUGAAAAAUCAAAACUUAACUUUUGAGUUUGUCAAAAACUUUGUAACCAAGAACUACCAGACACUGGAUGCAAAUGAUCCAAGAAGCUUUAUUGACAUGUUCAUGUUAAAACAACAGCAGGUACGCUCCCAAAUGGCCCAUAAUUUGCAUGCUACCCUCUUAGUGACCAACCUGUUUGCUGCUGGGAUGGAGACAACUUCAACCACACUCCGUUGGGCUAUGCUACUGAUGAUGAAAUAUCCACAGAUUCAGGAAAAAGUCCACGAUGAAAUCACCACCGUGAUUGGUUCGGAGCGGUUCCCCAGAACCGAAGAUCGGAAAAAUUUGCCAUACACCAAUGCAGUGAUCCACGAAAUCCAGAGGUUUGCUAACGUUGUGCCAUUGAACAUCAUGCACUCAACAACAGAGGACUUGAACUUCAAAGGAUAUUUCCUUCCAACGGGCACACCAGUGAUCCCUUUACUAACUUCGGUGUUGUAUGACAAAACUCAAUGGGAAACCCCAAAUGACUUCAACCCUUCCAACUUUCUGGAUGCUGAAGGGAAGUUUGUGAGGAGAGAUGCCUUUACUCCUUUUUCAAUGGAUAAGAAGGCCUGUGUGGGGGAGACCCUGGCCAGGAUGGAGCUUUUUCUGUUCUUUACCAUCCUGAUACAAAGGUUCAGAUUUCAAGUUCCUCCAAACGUUGUCAAUCUGGAGCUUGUGUCUGGCGUGGCCUUCACCUCAGUUCCAAAUUACCAGAAUGUGUGUGCAGACCACAAUGUUAUUUGCUCUGGUGCGCUUAUUAUUCAAUACGCAUCUGGGAGGAGCGGCUACGGUUGGUGCUGUAGCAACGAGCGUAGCCACGCCUCCCGCAUGCGGGUUAACGUCUCUCCAAUUGCAGAGAAAGGCAUUACAGUGGGGUGCCGGGCGAUGUCGUUCGCCGGUGUUUUCUCACUGGAUACUGUGACUUUGGUACUCCUCUGCGCCCUCACCGUGUUGAUUAUCGCUUAUUUUCGCAAUGGGUCAAAAUCUCACGCAGAGCUCAACUUCCCCCCAGGACCCACUCCUCUUCCGAUCAUCGGGAACCUGCACCUCCUGGAUCUAAAGAAGCCCGACCUAACGCUCAUGGAGCUGUCUGAGAAAUAUGGCCCAAUCUUCACCAUCAAGCUUGGGAUGACGAGAGCUGUGGUCCUGGCUGGCUACGAGACAGUGAAGGAUGCUCUUAUCAACCAUCCAGAUCAGUUUGCAGGAAGAGCCCACAUCCCAAUAUUUGAUGAUUUAACACAGGGUUUUGGCAUCGUUUUCAAUAAUGGAGAAUCCUGGAGGCAAAUUCGAAGGUUCACCAUGUCCACUCUACGGGACUUUGGGAUGGGCAAGAAAACUAUUGAAGAUAAAAUCAUUGAAGAAGCCCAUUUCCUGAUAAAAAUGUUUGAAUCCCAUAAAGGCCAAGAAUUUAAUCCAACCAUUCAGUUAAAUGCUGCUGUGGGCAAUAUCAUCUGUUCCAUAGUUUUUGGUGAUAGAUUUGAUUAUGAUGACCAAACAUUCAUCACUUUGAUAAAGAUAAUAAAUGAAAAUGUUCAGCUUGCUGGUUCUCCAAUGGUUCAGCUUUAUAAUGCUCUUCCCAUAUUGAGAUUUCUACCUGGUUCACACAAGAAAAUAAAGGAAAAGGAAAAAUUGGUCUGGCAGUUUAUCAGAGACUUCAUAACCAAGAACUACCAGACACUGGAUGCAAAUGAUCCAAGGAGCUUUAUUGAUGUGUUCAUGUUAAAACAGCAGCAGGAAUCAGGUAACCCAAAUACAUAUUUCCAUGAAAACAACCUGAUAUUCACCGUAGCUGACCUGUUUGCUGCUGGAAUGGAGACAACUUCGACCACCCUUCGUUGGGGUAUGCUACUGAUGAUGAAAUAUCCACAGAUUCAGGAAAAAGUCCACGAUGAAAUCACCACCGUGAUUGGUUCAGAGCGGUUUCCCAGAACUGAAGAUCGGAAAAAUUUGCCGUACACUGAUGCAGUAAUCCACGAAAUCCAGAGGUUUGCUAACAUUGUGCCAUUGAACAUCAUGCACUCAACAACAGAGGACUUGAACUUCAAAGGAUAUUUCCUUCAAAAGGGCACACCAGUGAUGCCUUUGCUAACCUCGGUGCUGUAUGACGAAACUCAAUGGAAAUCCCCAAAUGACUUCAACCCUUCCAACUUUCUGGAUGCUGAAGGGAAGUUUGUGAAGAGAGAUGCCUUUGUUCCUUUUUCAAUGGGAUCCAGGGCCUGUGCGGGGCAGCCCCUGGCCAGGAUGGAGCUUUUUCUGUUCUUUACCAUCCUGAUACAAAGUUUCCGGUUUCAAGUCCCGCCGAACAUUACCAAUCUGGAGCUUACGUCUGGUGUGGGCAUCACCUCAUUCCCAAAGUACCAGAACGUGUGUGCAGUCCGUCGCUGAUGCAAACACAUCAUUCCAUGACUUGUCUUGUUUUAUCUCCUUUUCACUAUUUUUGUAACCUUUUCAUCAGAGCUCAUGUAGGAACUGAGCUCAUUAGCUAACUCUGCUAAUAGCCAUGAGACUCAGUGAUGAGAAGGCCACCUUUCAUAAGCAACACACGUUUAGGGUUGGUAUAAUUUGGGGUUCAACCAAACAGGAUGGUAUGGAUGUUCAUAAUUAAGGGACAUGGGUUGUAGUGAAUACUAUGUAAAAUACUGUCCAGACACAAAUUUUGGUAGCCAAGAAUUGACAGAUAAUGCACCGCGUAAAAUUAGAAAGAAACUAUAUUUACUGUUACAUAACCAACAACAAUGAAUAUCAAUCGAGACAGGUUGUAUAAACUUUCCUGUUGGCUCUGUCCAAAGGAUUCACGAUGCAGGAAAUAAACAGUUUAAAACAACCGACCUUAAAUUCUAGAGAGCAAAUCUUUGCAUGACCUACCUUGCUCUUUUAGCAAGAGUUAUCUUUGAUGCUGGUCGCUACUCCUUCAACGAAGACUCAAUAAGGUCGAUCCUUUGUUAAACUGCCGUACAAUACUGACCCCUCUCAAUCCUUUGGCUCCUGUACUUCGAUAAAGUCUUCACUCUUCCGUACUACUGCUGGAAUAAGGUACAGCAACACAUCUAGCAAAAAUUUCCAGUCCAGCGCUAUUGUACCUUGCAACAGAAUGUAAGAACCGUUUUAAAAACAAAUAUGCAACAGAAACAGAGACACAGUACGUUCUAGCUGGAAAUCUAAAAACUAAAAUCUAAACUGCGUCAUCUGAGGUCUUCCCUUAUAUACCCGUGGUGCACAUAUCAUCACGGGACCUCACAUCAGCGGGAAAAUUACAUCAGGUGACCUCCAAAAGACUAUUACAUCAUUCUCCCAAAAAAAAUCACAGAUCUCCUUGUGGUAUGUAACACCUCCCUCCAAAAAAAUUUUGGUCUCUUAAAGAACAAAAUUUUAACAAUUAACAAUUUAUACAAAAAAAAACAAAGGUAUAAAAUUUACAACAUACACAAUAGAUACAGUCUUAUCUUUCAGCAGUUUACAAACUAAUAUACAGUAGGAGUGUUGCAAAUGUUAAAAUACUACUCCAUUUUACUACCGCACAUUUUGGCUUUUAUUUCUCUUAUGGCCAGAAGGACGCUCUUGCUUAAAUGGAAAGAUGUGGCCCCUCCUAUUCACCCCCAAUGGUUAUGUGAUGUCAUUUUUAAAUUUAGAGAAGAUUCGAUGUUCAAUCUCUGAAUCUAGCCAAGACUUUCAAACAUUGUUGGGAACCUUUCUGAAUUAUUUUCAAAACCUUUGAUUUGCUGUUAGAGCACUGAUGAUGACUAAUAAUUUUUUUUUCCUUUUUUUUCUUUACUAAUCAGCUUCAGUCUUGGUAGUGGGUUAGAUUUUUUUAAUAUAAUAAAAUUACUACAUUUCAAUGUUAGGAAUUAACUAAUUUGUAUGAAUAUAGGGUAAGGAGUCUUUAUAUGCGAUUUAGUAUAU